Molecule: messenger RNA, 582 nt
Organism: Zingiber officinale
Lineage: Eukaryota; Viridiplantae; Streptophyta; Magnoliopsida; Zingiberales; Zingiberaceae
Exons: 2
Coding region: 189-392 (67 amino acids)
Source: RefSeq, a predicted model, not a curated record
UUAUCAAAAUGAUAUAAGCAUUGUCUUCUCGUCGACUAAACCCUAAACUGCCGCCGCCGCCUUCUUCUUCUUCUCGCGCUGCCGUGCCCGCCCCGUGAGCUGCUAGAUCAGGCCACGCCGGAGCGCCUCCGACGUCGUUGUCCGAUUCAUCCAAGGUUGUCUUCUUUCAUGGCAGCAAAAAAAACAAGAUGAAGAAAGGGGUACAUCCUCAAAGGCAGUGGAUUUCAUAUGUGACUCAAAGUGGUAGAUUGAUGAAUAUUAUGAUGACCAGAAUUAGCCAUGUUGGUAAAGUCUACCAUUUGAGAGCUAGGCGCCAGAUGGCUAAAAGCCUUGGGCAGAUCGCAAAGUUCAACCGCCGAUACGGGAAGCAGGAAGAAAAUGAGGAAAAAUAAACCAAUUCACAACUUGUUUUGCCAUCUUUUGUUUCUUUUGUCAUAAGAUUCACAUUUGGAUACAAGAUUGUCAAGGACAACUUGAUUCUGAUGUUACUCGUUCUAGUUCUUUAGAGACGCAGUCUCUCCUUGCUUUGAUUGUUUUGUUACAUGCCUACUGUGUCGAAGCAAUCAAUUCAAUUCCUUCUCA